AUGGACUGUAUCUCUCUGACGUACAGUGGUCUGGCCCCAAAGGGAGGAGACACAUUUGUGAUCUUGAAUUUAGAGAAGUGGCUGCAGAAGACUUCCUGCUUUGAUGAAGUGUGCGGCUGCGAAGAUGAGGCUCUGGCAGAUAGCGAUCAGUUUUCAUGUCGUCUCACGGUUGUGACUGUUUGGUAUCCAGACGCAGCUGUAAAUCCCACUUUCACUCUCAGACCUGAACGUUCUCCUCCCGUCUCUGUGAAACCCAGCUCUGGAGACGUCUCUACAGUCGCAGCAGAAGAUCAAAGUGUCUCCAGAGAUCCUCACAGUUCCACUCCUGAGCAUCAGCAGAACAAAGAACCAGGAUCCACGCUGCUGUUUGUGGGUGUGACUCUGGCGGCCCUCGUCCUCCUGUUAGCGGCUGUUCUGUUGAUAUUCUGUAGAAAGAUCAAAGGCCACAUGUCAAAAGAACUUCCUGUGAGUGUCGACGACAGAGACGAUUACGAGGCUUCUCACAGAUCCUACGAGGAGAUCGGCCCCGGCGUUGUCUCUCGUCCUGUGGAGGUGUCGACGGUUUACGCCUCAGCCUCGUUCAGCAAACUGACAGAAGACCCGGCAGAUCUGUACAGUUUGGCCACAGCUCCAGGAAACCAGCAGCAAGAAGAGGACAAUCCAAGCUACACUCAAAUCCAUUUCCCCAUCGGCCCAGGUGGAAACAGCGCCCCCCAGAGUCAGAGCGAGACACUGUACUCUGUGGUUCAACCCAGACCUGUAGAUUCCCUUUACUCCACUGCUGCUUUCUCACAGUAG
This is a messenger RNA of Knipowitschia caucasica, 798 nucleotides long. The record is from the annotation of a GenBank genome assembly. Lineage: Eukaryota; Metazoa; Chordata; Actinopteri; Gobiiformes; Gobiidae.